Messenger RNA from Lacerta agilis (Sand lizard), 1695 nucleotides. RefSeq lists its product as uncharacterized. The coding region runs from base 178 to 1512 and encodes 444 amino acids. Lineage: Eukaryota; Metazoa; Chordata; Lepidosauria; Squamata; Lacertidae. The transcript is spliced from 9 exons. The record is from RefSeq and is a predicted model, not a curated record. Gene Ontology annotation, biological process: microtubule anchoring. Gene Ontology annotation, cellular component: cytoskeleton. Gene Ontology annotation, molecular function: microtubule binding.
UUGGCAAAGAGGAGGGGGGAGAACAAAAGGAGGGAUUUGUGGGCCUUAGCAACCAGCACAAACCCCUUGAGCUGAGUUCUGGCCAAAAGCAAAGGACAAGCCUCUCCGCACAGGAAUCCGAGCAGUUUCAGUCCUCUCUACAGAGCUCUGCAACGGUGAAGAUCUCUCACACACAACAUGGAGAGCCCUCCCUUUAAAGAGUGCCUCUGCGAACUCUGCGACUGUGGCCGCCACAAGCGCCACAGGAACUGCCGAAAGCAACGGGUGCUGCUGGCGCAGCCAAAGACUGGGAAGGGCUGGCUCUCUCACUACAAGGCAACUUACACUUGCCCACCAGCUGUGCACCCGCGCAGCAGCAAGAGGCCCCCCUGCACCCCUCCACACCCAAAUCCUCCUCCCAUGGACCUCCAGACCACGCAGAGGGCAGAGUUUGUCAUCUGGGAUCCAGGCAAGAGAACCGAGCAUCCUGUGAAGGUAAAGACAAGGGGAGGUCUCCUGUGGAAAGUUAGAGGCGUGCAGGUGAGAUUUACUGAGCGAGGUGUGGGGCCAUCUGCUUUGCAGGAGAGGAGAGGCCAGCCCCCACAGGGACCCUUCCAGAGCCAGGCUCUCUGCCGCCUCCCCUUCCCACCACGAGCAUCUGCCAUCUCGCAACAUCCAAGCAAGCUCCAGCCCUGCAGCCCUGCACUCAAGAACAGCUCCAGAAGCAAGGGGAGCUCCCAGGGAUUCAAGAGGGAGCUUCCAGACCAGCCAGGAGUAAAUGUCAUCACCACCCCCAGCCACCCCUUGCCCUUGGAGAAGGGGGCAUUCCUUGGAGAGAAGAGGGCCAUCAAAAAAUCCUCAGAACCGGCAGCAGCUGAAUAUGUGACCAAGUACCAAAGCGAUUUCCCAGAACAAAGGUCCUUUCUUGGCCAGGCUGCUCCUGCCCUGCCGCCUCUGGACAACCUGGCAAUUAACCCAGCUUUCAGAACCAACUUCCAGACUGUCCACAGAGAGAGCUACCGUAGCUGGAACGCCUCUGCAUACUCUCGUGCCAAGCUCAUCACGCUGAAAAAGAACCGGGGGGCAGAGGAAGCUGGGAAAUUUGAAGGAGACAACGUCACCAAGCUUCCUUAUCACCUUCCUGUCGUCCUCAACCACGCGGAGCCCAUUAAACAUCCAGGCACAGCCCUGAAAUCUCUGGCUGCCCAGUUUGACAACUCCACAGCACACAGGUUCUUCUUCAAGGACUGGGGAGCUCAGCCUCGUAUUCGAUAUGGAGACCCCCGGGAAGGAAACUGCACCCACUCCUUGGGCCAUUUUGGCAGCCAAACCACAACAUGCAGCACUUACCUGCUGAAGAGAGCGGAGAAGGCCAAGAGCUACAAGUCAGAACUGAAACCCAUCCAGACUGAGGGAGGGCAAGAUUUUGCCACCAUCCACCGAGAGGCUUACAGGCAUAUUCCACUCCCUGUCUGUCGACUGCAAAUGUACCUAGCCCAGCAACAGAAGUCUAGAAAAGAAGCAGACAACUAAAGUGUUACUGUGCCAUAAGGGUCAGACCUCAGGGACUAAUGGGUGAAUAUCGUGGAUUUUAAAGGGAGCUGGAAUCUAUGCUCCUUCACAAAUUCUAAAAUUGUAUUCUCAAGUUCUGUUCAUGUUUGGAUAUUGCCAUAGCAAAAACAUACUUGUGUUCAAUAAAGAGGAGUAAUAUAAACU